Messenger RNA from Physcomitrium patens, 2882 nucleotides. RefSeq names its product putative transferase At4g12130, mitochondrial. Gene Ontology annotation, cellular component: mitochondrial matrix. Lineage: Eukaryota; Viridiplantae; Streptophyta; Bryopsida; Funariales; Funariaceae. Gene Ontology annotation, biological process: iron-sulfur cluster assembly. Gene Ontology annotation, molecular function: protein binding. The record is from RefSeq and is a predicted model, not a curated record.
UAAGAGGCUAAGGUGUAUUUCCGUAGCGCUGCAUGUGUGUGCAAUGCUUGCACGUGGAAGCCGACCAGUUCAGAAAACUGUUUCAUUUGCUUUGUUUCGGUGACACUUAUGCGAUUAGACGAUCAGAAAAGUUCCGGCUGCGAGGAGAAGCUCGCAAACACAUGGGGACUUAAGCUAGUAAAGAAACGAUUCUGUGGCAUUUUGACAGUGCACAUGCUAGAAACAUGAGAGGCAUACGGUGAGGGAGAAAGGGGGAGGAAGGUGAAAGGAAAGGUAUGUGCAGAACAAUAAUGCCCCGUCACAAUGGAUGCGCCUCUGCCACUCUCCAUUUCCUUUCUCUCCACUGUCAUGCCUCUUCCUUUCCCUUCAUGGUCCUCACUCGCGCUCCCCAUGUCAUCUUUAUAAUCGUUCCCCUAAUGGACUCAAACACCAAAUCAACUCGGCCCAGAACUACAGUCCGGAGAUGGCAAAGGCGGCAUGAGUCUCUUACUCCAUGAGCAGGCUCUUUGCUGCUCCGGAAGGUUAAUUCUCAAGAGUAGGCGAUCAUGACCUUUGGAAGUCCUUACACAAUAGUUGGAGCAGCGUAGUCGUCAUGUCAUGUCACACAUUAAAACCCUAAGGAAUGAUAAGUUUGGUAGCAUGCGGUAUGAAGAAAGUUAUCCGGAAAGAGAAGGGCUUCGGUGGCAACUGAAUUUGUGAUGAGUCAUCGGAAACCCCAUUCUCUUGUCCCAGUUGCUGUACGAGGUUCUCGUAUUCGAAGUCCAAGUGGCAGUCAGCUGAAUGUGCCAACACCCAAAGGACGUCUUUGCGGGGAGCGCCGUUGGGAACCAAGCAUUAGUCUGCCACUCCUUGACAUGUGUGUAAAUUUGUGAAUUGUGAGUUCUCGUUCAAUUGUUGAACCUAGAGGUAUUGUGUGAGGUUUUAGGUUGAAACGAAAGAGGAAGGUCUUGGAAGUUGACAGCUAUUUUGAGUUCGUGCUGGAGUUUGCAGGGUGCACAAGGUAGACAUUCGUCUGGUGAAUCUAGAUAUUGUGUUUAUACUGCAAUUUUUUUCACAAUCGCCAAGAUUGGUCGCCAAGAUUCUGGAUUUAUUUUCGAGUUGCGUCAGCCAACGCGUCAGAAGUUCGAGGUCGUUGGCUGGUACUUGAGCAGAGAGUGGAGCCGUACUUUAACCUAAAGGGUAGAAGACGACUUAGCAAAAUGCUCGCGGGACGGCGCGCUGUGAUUUCAACUGCAUUAUGUCCUCCUUCCAAGCACAAUGCCGCAACAGGACUGCGUACUAUUUUCGCAUCGAUAUUGCGAGUAGCCGGGAUUCAUGGGAAUUCAGCAGAGGGUUCAACCUCAGGGGACACCCCAUUAGCUUCCAAGGGUCCGUAUGCGUCGAAGCUGAAGACCAGAACAGUGAUUAGGUUUGAUGGGCCGGAUGUGCUCAAUUUCCUGCAGGGUUUAAUCACGAAUGACGUGAAGAAGUUCGAGGACAGCCCUUCUGGUGGGACAUCCCCGCCUUCAGUUAAUGCCUCCAUUCUUUACCAUCCGCCAAUGUACACUGCAAUGCUAAAUUCUCAGGGGAGGUUUCUUUAUGAUUUAUUCUUGUACAAACCGAAUGUGGAGGAGGAGAAGCUCGAUCGUACUGGAUCUGGUCCUGGAGAGAGCCGGAACGCGCCUGUUUUGUUGGCUGAUGUCGACUCUGCCGUUGCUGUCGAGCUCGUUACCUACUUGAAGAAGCACAUUUUACGGAAGAAAGUGCAAGUUCACGACAUCUCAGAAGAUCUUUCAGUUUGGCAAUACUAUGGAGGAAAAUUAGCAGAGCAUCCAAGUAACACAACUGAGUCAGAGGGUGGAGCGAUUGGGUAUGGAGGCACCAAGGAUGAGAGUGCCUCAAGUUCAGUUUUAGUUAAUGAUAAUCAAUGGCGCUGGUACAAGGACCCACGACUGAGCACCCUUGGACUGCGGGGCCUCUUCUCGAAACAUACUCCACCACCUUUGGUCGAAGCCAACACUGAGGUGGAAGAAGACUACUACCUCUUGUGGAGAUUAGAGCAAGGGGUUGCGGAAGGCUCCACUGAGAUUCCCAAAGGGGAGGCUAUACCACUGGAGUACAAUCUGGCGGGACUGAAUGCGAUCAGUUUCGACAAAGGAUGUUAUGUAGGCCAGGAACUUGUCGCCCGUACCCAUCAUCGAGGUGUCAUUCGCAAGCGACUCAUGCCCCUGAGCUUCACCGAUACGAAUGGAAAAGAGGCACAAGCGGCAGUUGCAGUUGGUGCGGAAGUUCUAGACAAAAGGAUUGGAAAGAAAGUUGGUAAAGUAUCGACGGUGCUUGGUCCAAGAGCGCUGGGCAUGAUACGGCUAGAGUCUGCAAGAGAAGGCAACAACCAGCUGUGUAUCGAGAACCAACAUGAUAUUCUUGUGAAAGCUGUGCGACCCAAGUGGUGGCCCCAAGCAUGGGGUCAUGAGCAUGAGGGUCUGGUGGCAAACAGUGCAUAGCUUUGACAUUUUCAUCUGAAGUUUUACCUUGGAAUGAAGAUUCAUGAAAUCAUCGUGUGAAGCUAGAUGAUGACUUGCCUGCUGACUUUUUCAGUGGUCCGGAAUUGCACAAACGACGAUGGGUGCAUUACAAGCUGUUUUUGGUGCCAUUCUGAACCACAGGUGGUUCGUCAAAAUUGGAAAAAGUGAUGCAGCACCGCUCUCUGGCAUGAUGUGUAGAAGCUCAUAACUCACAGGUUUACUUCGAUAGAAUCUAACCUCCCAAGUUGUAUCUUGCAUGAAAGAAGUUCGAUUGUGACCUUCCAAUUGCAGUCAUUGAAUUUGGAUUGCAACCAUGUAGUGCCGCAUCAAGUAUCCUUCAAUACAAGUUGAUUUAUUUAUAGAGCUUGAAUGUUUCAA